Messenger RNA from Salarias fasciatus (jewelled blenny), 4008 nucleotides. It is a transcript of the gene astn1, whose product is annotated as astrotactin 1. Gene Ontology annotation, biological process: neuron cell-cell adhesion; neuron migration. Lineage: Eukaryota; Metazoa; Chordata; Actinopteri; Blenniiformes; Blenniidae. Gene Ontology annotation, molecular function: protein binding. The record is from RefSeq and is a predicted model, not a curated record. Gene Ontology annotation, cellular component: endosome; membrane.
UCUCAUCCGCCGGGCUGAGCGACUGAAGGAAGGCAGAGAGCUGAGCGGAGAGACGGAGAUGGCGAGCAUCAACAUGGGGCUGCUGCUGCCGCUGCUACCGGGGCUCGUCUGGCUCCUGCUGGCCUUCCACACCGCCGAUGUCCGGUGUCUUAACGGGGACGAGGACCAGAGCCAGGACACCGAGUGCAAGAUGAAGAGCGUCACCGUGUCCGCGCUGCCGUUUCUGAGGGAGAACGACCUGAGCAUCAUGCACAGUCCGUCGGCCUCCGAGCCCAAGCUGCUGUUCUCCGUGAGGAACGAUUUUCCCGGAGACGUCGUGGUCGUGGACGACCUGGAAAACACCGAGCUGCCGUUCUUCGUCCUGGAGAUUUCUGGGAACUCGGAGGACAUCCCUCUGGUGCGCUGGCGACAGCAGUGGUUGGAGAAUGGCACUUUGCUCUUUCACAUCCAUCACCAAGACGGAGGCCUGAGCAUCCCAGAGCCGACUGAGGACCCGGCCAACGACUCCACGAAGGAAGAACUCCGCAUCCUGCACAUCUCUGUGAUGGGUGGGAUGAUCGCCCUUCUGCUGUCCAUCCUCUGCCUGGUCCUGAUCCUCUACACUCGCAGGCGCUGGUGUAAACGCCGCCGCAUCCCCCAGCCCCAGAAGAGCGCCAGCGCCGAGGCGGCUAAUGAGAUCCACUACAUCCCGUCAGUGCUGAUGGGAGGUCAAGCCCGGGAGAGCUUAAGGAACUCUCGGGGUCAGGGGCCGAACUCCAGUGGCACCCUCAGCAUCCGGGAGACGCCGAUUUUGGAUGGGUAUGAGUAUGACAUUACCGACCUGCGUCACCAUCUGCAGCGGGAGUGCAUGAAUGGCGGCGAGGAAUUUGCCAGCCAAGUCACCCGUACCCUGGACUCCCUCCAGGGCUGUAAUGACAAGAAUAAUAUGGACCUCACACCUGUGAGCGACAACACCAAGUUGGCGCUAAUGAACAAGUACAAGGACAACAUCAUCGCCACGAGUCCCAUCGACAGCAACCACCAGCAGAACACCCUGCUUCCACACAACACCUCCACCAGCCAACGCAAGCGCCUCUCCAGCAACACCCGUGCGGGUUCAACAUUCUUGAACCCAGACGGGGACUCUGGGACGGAGGCAGACAGCGAGCCUCAGCUGGCGUUUUACACCGACCCUAACCGCAGUCGCCGCCGGAGUCGAGCAGGUUCCCCGCGGAGCCCCAUCAAUAAGACCACCCUGACUCUGAUCAGUGUCAUCAGCUGCGUGAUCGGCCUGGUUUACUCCUCUCACCUCUCCUGCAGCCUCUCCGUGCGGGUAAUCCUCCAUGUGCCGGAGCACCUCAUCGCUGACGGAUCAAGGUUCAUUUUGCUGCAGGGGAGCCAGCUGGACGCCUCAGACUGGCUCAACCCGGCUCAGAUCUUGUUGUACUACCAGCAGAACGCCAGCGGGCCCUGGGUCAGCGAGCUGUGUGGACGACGCCUCCUGGAUCCAUGCGAACACCAGUGUGACCCUGAGACAGGAGAGUGCCUUUGCCUCGACGGCUACAUGAGGGACCCGGUCCACAAGCACCUCUGCAUCCGCAGCGAGUGGGGGCCCAAUCAGGGUCCCUGGCCUUACACCAUCUUCCAGCGCGGGUUUGAUCUUGUGAUGGGAGAACAACCCUCUGAUCGCAUUUUCAGGUUCACAUACACUUUAGGCGAGGGAAUGUGGCUGCCGCUGAGUAAAAGCUUUGUCAUCCCACCCGCCGAGCUCGCUAUCAACCCUUCAGCCAAAUGCAAGACAGACAUGACCGUCAUGGAGGACGCUGUGGAUGUGAGAGAGGAGCUGAUGAUCAGCUCGUCCUUCGACUCUCUGGAGGUUCUGCUGGACUCCUUCGGACCGGUCAGAGACUGCACCAAAGACAACGGGGGCUGCAGCCGCAACUUCCGCUGCAUCUCUGAUCGGAAGCUCGACUCUACCGGAUGUGUGUGCCCUCCAGGGCUGAGUCCGAUGAAGGAUGGGACCGGGUGCUACGACCACCACAUCGGCAUCGACUGCUCCGACGGCUUCAACGGAGGAUGUGAGCAGCUGUGUCUCCAGCAGCUGGCCCCUCUGGAGGACGACCCGACACUUUACAACAUCCAGAUGUUCUGCGGGUGCAUCGAGGACUACAAGCGUGGUCCAGAUGGCAGGUCGUGCCUGCCGCUGUCUGAGGCCUGCACCGAGGGGAUAGACUGCGGCGAGGCGGCCGACAUCCCCGCCAACCAGACUGUGUUUGGAGACCUUUUCUACGGCUACAACAACCACACUAAAGAGAGCACCUCCGGACAGAUCCUCAAGGCCACGUUCAGGCAGAAGAACUUUGCCCGCGGCAUCGAGCAGCAGCUCCCAGAUGGCAUGGUGGUGGCAUCGGUGCCAACCGAGGUGCAGUGCCACGAGGAGCUGUCCGACCCCGUGCCUGACCCGGAAUACCUCACGGGUAUGGUGAACUACAGUGAGGUGUCCGGAUACCCUCGUCAGCACUGGAGUCUCCGCUCUGUGCUCUACCACGUCAAACUCUCAGGGGUUCUUUCUCAAGCUUUCAGCUCAGCCAUCCAUUCCCUGGACGGAGCGACUCAGCGGAGCGACUUCGUCUCCAUCCUCCGGGAGUUCGGGAACCACUAUGUGCAGGAGGCGAUGUACGGCUUUCAGGAGUCCUGCACCAUCUGGUACCCCAACAAACAGGUCCAGAGACAGCUGUGGCUGGAGUACCAGGACAUCAGCAAAGGUAAUUCGCCCUCAGAAGAGUCGGAGGAGCGCGACAAGGAGCCAAGGACGCUCACCUACCCCGCGUACAUCGCCAGCCUGCUGGACACAGGCGCGAAGCGCAUGGCGGCUGGCGUGCGGAUGGACUGCACCAGCCAGGGUCAGUGCCCUCGCUCCUGCCACCUCUGCCACAUGAGUCCCCGGGCGGCGCAGGGACGCCAGCAGUCCGAGCCCGUCCUGCUGCAGAUCACUAAAGCGUCGCCCAUCUAUGAGCUGGUGUCCAACAACGAGACCUACCAGGCCCUUCAGGAGGCCAUGAUGAGCAUGCUGUGGUGUUCGGGCAAAGGCGAUGUAAUCGAUGACUGGUGUCGGUGUGAUUCCAGCGCGUUUGGCACAGACGGACUGCCCACCUGUGCCCCACUUCCUCAACCGAUGCUGAAGUUGUCUUUCACCUACGAGCCCAGCAGCUCAUUGGUCAUCAUGGAGUGGAACCACACCGAGCCCCCAAUCGGCGUGCGGAUCGUUGAUUACCUAAUCAGCCAGGAGAAGGUGACGGAGAGGACCGACCACUCCAAAGUGGAAACAGAAACUCUUUUGAGCUUCGUUGAUGACAUCUUAUCUGGGGCCAGAUCUCCGUGUGUGAUGUUAGGGGACAUCCCCGACCUUCUGUCCUCCUCCAUCAGCAUGAUCAUUCGCUGCCUGGAGCCCGACACCACGUACAUGUUCCGGCUGUGGGCGGUAGACAACACGGGACGCCGAUCCUCUCCAAGUGAGGUCACCAUCAAAACGCCGUGUCCAACUGUGGAUGACGUCAAAGCACAAGAAAUCGCCGACAAGAUCUACAAUCUGUUCAACGGCUACACCAGCGGGAAGGAGCAGCAGACGGCCUACAACACCCUGAUGGACCUGGGCGCUCCCACGCUGCACCGCGUCCUUUACCACUACAACCAGCGCUACGAGAGCUUCGGAGAGUUCACCUGGAGAUGUGAAGAUGAACUGGGGCCCAGGAAAGCCGGCCUGAUCCUCUCCCAGUUAGACGAGCUCUCCCCGUGGUGCAAAGGUCUCCUUCAGGAGCCCAAGAUCGGCCUCCGCAGGAUGUCCCUCAAGUUCCUGUCCUGCCGGUACACCGACACCAAGGCCUUCGGCCUGAACUGGUCCGACAUGGGCCAGGAUGUGCACAAGGCGUGCGACGAGCAGACGCUCACCGUCAUGUACAACGACUACGGCGAGCCCAAGGAGCUCUAAGGGCGGAGCGUUCAGUUCAGACGUGAACACAGAUUAGUUAA